UCUGGGAUCCUUUAAAGGCGACGCGCGCGCUGUCUGCCGCCGCGCGAGACGUCACACGCGAGGAACGUUUCCCAAAGAUGGUCCCCAAACUCCCGGGCCUGGAUGAGCUGGCGGCACACACGGCCACCGUCCGCCCGGUACCACACGGUUCUUCACAAGGCUCCGGUGGAAACUAACACGAUGCCGUUCCCCUCCAUGGAAGUGGGCAGCAGCUCGGCUCCCAGCGACACAUCUGGCUCGGUGGUGCAGGUGUGCUUCCCCGGGGUUCAGGCCUCGGUGCUGGACAGCCUGAACCGGCAGAGAGAGGACGGCCGGCUGUGUGACCUCUCCAUCCACGUCCAGGGACAAGUGUUCAAAGCCCACCGCUGCGUCCUGGCCGCCUCCUCGCCCUACUUCCAUGACCAGGUGCUGCUGAAGAACAUGUCCACCGUCUCCAUCCCGGCAGUGAUGGACCCGCUGGCGUUUGAGAGCGUGCUGAGCUGCGCCUACACCGGGCAGCUCUGCAUGCUGCGCGAGGACAUCGUCAACUACCUGACGGUGGGGAGCGUCCUGCAGAUGUGGCACAUCGUGGACAAAUGCACCGAGCUGCUGAAGGAGGGCCGGGCUGCAGCAGGGGGAGGGGGCGCAGGAGGAGGAGGAGGCGGAGUGCAGGAUGGAGCAAAUGUCAGAGGAGGCGGGGUCUCGGCCAGCGACGGGGUGGCAGGCGGCGGCGAUGGGGCUGGCGGUGGUCAAGCCCAGGUGGAGGGGUCCAACGAGCCCCAGCGGGCCCCCCAACCUCCCAGCAGGCCCUCAGUCAGCGAGAGCCAGUCCCCCAGCAGCACCAACUACUUCAGCCCCAGGGACGGGAGCGGCUUCGGGGGAGGCGGGGCGGCCGCAGCCGGGGCUUCGGUGGACGGGGGCGGGGCCAGCACCACCCCCCGCUACUGCACCCGGUCGGGAGGAGAGGAAGCCUUCCUCAUUGAGGAGGAGGAGGAGGAGGAUGUGGAGGAGGAUGUGGAGGAGGAGGUGUUGUUCCACCAAAGGAAGAGAGGAAGAGGAGUCGGAGGCAGCAGCAGCAGCAGGAGGAGGAAGAAAAUGAGCUCUGCACCAGAGCAGGAGGUGGGGGUCAGCGACAGCUUUGGAGUGUCCUCUUAUCAGGAUGGAGAGGACUCCGCCCUGCCUCUGCAGAAGCGCCCUGCCUACAGCCAGCCCAGCAUCAUGCCCCGGAAACAGUGGGUGGUGGUGAAAACGGAACGCGCGGAGGACGACGACGACCUCAUCGUGGUGUCGGGGGGGGAGGAGGGAGGGGAGGACGAGGAGGAGGAGGAGGAUGAUGAGCGGGAGAUGGAGCUGGCCAGGGAGAGGGAGAGAAGCGACUUCAACAUCUCCAACGUCCGCAGCCUCUCGGCUGAUCUGGGGGGCCGAGCAGAGAGCGACAUGGACUCACAGGUGGACUACUGCCAGUCCUCAGAGGACUACCUGAAGUUUGAAGGCAGCUUGAUGGAGCAGACGUUGGCUCACCUUCAUGACGGCGCGGCGGGUCAGAGCGCCAGCCGCGCCGCCUCAGCGCUGCUGGGCCAGGUCCAGUCGGCGGCCUCGGCCCGGGCCCAGCUCUUCCCCCUGGACAUGCAGGGGAACCAGAUCCUCCUCUACAGCCAGGCCCUGGACGCCGCCGCCGCCGCCGGGCCCCCCCCCGGCAUGGCCGGCGGCGUGAUGGGAGGAGCCCCCUUCAAAGGUCCCGGCCUGGAGCACGGUGCGGUCCACCUGUCGGCGCAGGGCGCCUUGGGGGCCGACGGCGUGGACGGUGGGGGGGCAGGGGGCGGCGGCGGCGCCGUGGGCGGCGCCGGGGGUCCAGGGAAAGUGUUCAUGUGCCACUGUGGCAAGACCUUCACCCACAAGAGCAUGAGGGACCGCCACAUCAACAUGCACCUGGACCUGAGGCCCUUCCACUGCCCCGUCUGCGCCAAGAAGUUCAAGAUGAAGCACCACCUGACGGAGCACAUGAAGACGCACACGGGCCUCAAGCCGUACGACUGCCUCGGCUGCGGCAAGAAGUUCAUGUGGCGCGACAGCUUCAUGCGCCACCGCUCGCACUGCGAGAGGCGCGGCGACGGCGAGGGGGGGAGACGAGGAGCCGGGGGGGAGGAAGGGCCCGAUUUGAUCGGCUCCUCUCACCUCCUCCUGUCUGGGGGCGAGGGGGGGCACGGCGGUAUCCUGAGAGGAGGAGGAGGAGGGGGACAGGAGGAUGAAGAAGAAGAAGAUGAAGAAGGAGGAGGAAUGUCUUCAUCUUCUCCACAUCGCUCCGGCGGAAGUAGCAGCAGAAACAUAAGCAUCAAUAUGGCCGCCGCGGGGUCGCAGCUGGGCGCCGUCUCCCAGAGCGCCGGCCAGGGAUCGGGGAUGUUCGGCCUUGGGCUGGGCCGAGGUGUGUGUGACGAGGACGUGUGUGAGGUCGGCGCCGAGGACGGCAGCGUGACUUAAACGGCGGGUGAGGUCCCUUCGAACCGCCCUGUGCACACAGGAAGUGUGUACAUUGUGUGUUAGAGAGGGAGGGGGUGCGACGCUUAACAAAGUUAAACACAAUUCUUUUGUUUGCCUCCGGAAAGUGACCUCAUCAAAGAAUGGACCUUUUGUCUCAAAGUAUAUUUUUUUUGGAGGGGGGGGGCUUAUGGAAGAAUGCCUUAAUGAGAGGGAGCCCAAAACGAAGUGACUCUCAUAAUCAUUGUCGUUUCCCCCCCCACCCCCCCGCCCCCCCCUCAAGGAGAGAAGCCUCCCGUUGCUUUUUACUUCAGCUUUCGUGUUGUCCAGAGUUCUCGUCUGUUGAAGUAUAUUAUUACUGUAAAUACAUAUGAAUAUACAUACAUGUGGUUUUCACUCCUUAGGUCUGGACCAAGCUGCAGCUUGUAACGCUGAUUUGAAGGUGUUCCUCAAAGAAGGUCCUGGGCUCUGGUGAAAGGGACGUUUGUCUCAUCUCCGCUUCACACCGCCUGUGUUCGUGAGCGUCUCAUUCUGUCCACAGCACAAACAUCCUGGACAGUUUUAAAUGUUGGGCAUUUAGUGCGAUUCUUCCUAAUAAACCCUGGUCCAUCCUUUCCUCCUCUUAUCGGAGAUCACGGGGCAGCAAGCCCAGCAGGUUGACCAUGACUUCCCUUUCACCAGCAACACGUCCAAGCCCAUUCUGGGGCAUCCCAAAGCGGUACCAGGGUCCCUCCAGCGUGUCCUGGGUCUCCUACCUGUUGGGUGUGAAUGGACACCCUGCAGGGGGGGGCAUGCAGGGGGCAUCCUAGUCAGAUGCCCCAACCGCCUCAGCCGACUGCAUUCGACUGGAAGGAGUAGCGCCUCCUGGUGUCUGAGUUUCUUACCUGAGGAAGUGUUGUAAUGGAGUGUGAGCCCUUACAAUAUUAUUUAAAAUAUUAAUACCAAAAAAACUAUAAAAUAAUUGUUGUGACUUAAUAUAUGUGCAUCGCAAUAAUAAGGUGAUAAUGUGCCCAGCACUAAUAAAUAUAUGGUUGUAACACCUCAAAGCUGGACCUCCCACAGCAAACCUACAAUGGACUAUUUAUUAUUGUUUAUGUUGAAGAUCACAGUUCUACUCUGUGGUUACAGAAGUACACCAGUAAAUACAAAUCCUACUGAUUGUACCCACUCAAAGGUAUCACACUACAGAUGUACCUUCUGCUUUUGAUUCUGUAUCAAAACAGAGUAUAUUAGAAUAUGUAUAAUAUACACUCACCGGCCACUUUAUUAGGUACACCUGUCCAACUGCUCGUUAACACUUAAUUUCUAAGCAGCCAAUCACAUGGCGGCAACUCAGUGCAUUUAGGCAUGUAGACAUUGUCAAGACAAUCUCCUGCAGUUCAAACCGAGCAUCAGUAUGGGGAAGAAAGGUGAUUUGAGUGACUUUGAACGUGGCAUGAUUGUUGGUGCCAGAAGGGCUGGUCUGAGUAUUUCAGAAACUGCUAAUCUACUGGGAUUUUCACGCACAACCAUCUCUAGGGUUUACAGAGAAUGGUCCGAAAAAGAAAAAACAUCCAGUGAGCGGCAGUUCUGUGGGCGGAAAUGCCUUGUUGAUGCCAGAGGUCAGAGGAGAAUGGCCAGACUGGUUUGAGCUGAUAGAAGGGCAACAGUUACUCAAAUAACCACCCGUUACAACCAAGGUGGGCAUAAGAGCAUCUCUGAACGCACAGUACGUCGAACUUUGAGGCAGAUGGG
Pungitius pungitius (ninespine stickleback) is the source of this 4188-nucleotide messenger RNA. It is a transcript of the gene zbtb22b, whose product is annotated as zinc finger and BTB domain containing 22b. Gene Ontology annotation, biological process: regulation of transcription by RNA polymerase II. Gene Ontology annotation, molecular function: DNA-binding transcription factor activity, RNA polymerase II-specific; RNA polymerase II cis-regulatory region sequence-specific DNA binding; protein binding. Bases 103 to 2457 code for a protein of 784 amino acids. Lineage: Eukaryota; Metazoa; Chordata; Actinopteri; Perciformes; Gasterosteidae. The transcript is spliced from 5 exons. The record is from RefSeq and is a predicted model, not a curated record.